Phytophthora nicotianae INRA-310 is the source of this 1668-nucleotide messenger RNA. RefSeq lists its product as hypothetical. The transcript is spliced from 3 exons. The record is from RefSeq and is a predicted model, not a curated record. Bases 1 to 1668 code for a protein of 555 amino acids. Lineage: Eukaryota; Oomycota; Peronosporomycetes; Peronosporales; Peronosporaceae.
AUGGGCUCUUCAUCCGUAGCCGUUGGUGACCUUGCGUUUGUGGGGCCCGUCCAUGCCUCAACGCUAGCCGAGUUCCGCUACGUGCGGGUCAAUCGGAUCACCGGAGACGCCGUGUGUGCCGCGGUCGUGGGGCCCGAUUCCGAUGAAGACGAGGAGGAGGAGAUCUCAAUCCCCAUGGAGACGGUGGCAAGGAGGGUCGUUGACGCAUCAGAGGCUAAGCUGUGGCCAGGAGCGUAUGUGUCUCGACUUGUAGCCUUUGUUCAACCCGACGGUGCCAAAGUCGGCCAGUGGGCGUAUGGAGUGGUUACAAGAUAUGACGCGCUGGUAGGCAAGUCCGUCGUAAACAUUCUAUUGGGGCGGGCACCUCCGACAUGGUGCUUAACCCGCAAGAGCUGUUGGCAACAGAACACCGUAUGGGUAGCCUGCAAGAAGAGGAGAGGUGCUCUACCAUCCAAGGUUCAGUCAAUGCUGACGGUCCCAUUUCAACCCGACGACGUUGUCGCUUUGGUCCGACCUCACGAUCUUCAGGUGGUCUAUGUCCGACGUCAACACAUUUUGGAUGUGGCCAUGGGGUCGCCAAAGAAAAAUCGUUCGGAUUUGUAUCGUGACCCGAAGACACCAGCUAACCCGUCGACUCCAUCAAGCGACACCUCACCGACGAGUGACAGGGAAUUCGCUGAGGAUGUUCGUCUCCAGACAGAUAUUGACAGUAUCAGACAGCAGAACCGAGGGCUGGGCAAGAGGCAACGCGAAAGUUUCGCUGGCGACCUCGACGAGUUCGCCAUGGCAGACGAAGUCAGCGACGACGACGACGACUACCGCCGAGUACGACCCCAAGUGGCGUUUCGGCCAUCCGCUACUCAACAUCGUGUCCAUCUAUCGGUCAUCAACCAACGGUACAAAGGUAAGAAUGCUCAGGUUAUUUUAGAAAUGAUGCAGCACUCGGACCACGUGCUCUUCCUCGGACAACCGCCAGUCCUCCGCGGCGCCUUUGACUUCGGAUUCAAUGGCGUCGUAUCAGUGAUGCAUUUCCGGGAGGCAGGACUACUCGACAGGGUACGUGCAAUGGAGUCGUCUGCAAGUUCGACGGACUUCUCAGAAAGAAACGUGCUUCGGCCGGUCGCAGCGGCGUCAAGCAGGGGUGAACUCGUCAACGCGCUGCGCUCGCGUCACAUAUUCGGCUCUCAGUUCUACAAUCAGUUGGUUGUCGACCUGCUUGAUACUGCAACUAUGUUCGUCGAUCGUUACCGUGGCCUCCGCGAGACGGACGCGUUUGGAUGGAAACUAACGACCUACUGGGUGACCAAGAAGUUUCGCAAGUUCCGCAGCCAUCUCGUAGCACGUGACACCAACGCCGCAGCAGCUGUGCGCUUUGAAUUUUCCCGGACGGACGAGGAGCUGAUGGAGGUGAAGGACAUUCGGAGUCAACACCUCCAUAAUGAGGCCGCCGCAUCGAGAACUCGACAAGGAGCGGACACAAUUAAACAGGCAGAUCGUCCUCGUCGAAUUUCCAGUAUUCCCACACCAGAAGGCUGCGCGGGCAAUGGUAACGGCGGCUGCUUUGAUCCUAAGCGGUCUCACUUCAAACCAGACCAGUUGCCAGAGAUCGUUAAGGCAUAUAUCGACGACAACUACAAAGGUCUCGCACCAACGGACCAGGACAGUUGA